Messenger RNA from Pseudocercospora fijiensis CIRAD86, 1518 nucleotides. RefSeq lists its product as uncharacterized. The coding region runs from base 1 to 1518 and encodes 505 amino acids. Gene Ontology annotation, molecular function: flavin adenine dinucleotide binding; sarcosine oxidase activity; saccharopine oxidase activity. The transcript is spliced from 3 exons. NCBI's taxonomy places the organism in Eukaryota, Fungi, Ascomycota, Dothideomycetes, Mycosphaerellales, Mycosphaerellaceae. The record is from RefSeq and is a predicted model, not a curated record.
AUGGUGACCAACAGCGUCUUCUCGACCUCGGCCAGAGUGCUCGCAAGCGACACAACUAUCCAGCCUUCCGGCACUGCACCGAAUCCGAAGCGUAUAGAUCGUGACAACCCGUUCGAUGGCAAAGCAGAGCCUACAAUACUGAUUAUUGGGGCUGGCACUUUUGGAACAUCAACUGCCUAUCAUCUCGCACACAUCUACAAAGAUCCAUCCAAAGUCACAGUGAUUGACCAGGCGCCGUCUCCGCCCAAACCAGCGGCCUCAAUCGACGUCAAUCGUGUCAUUCGAACCGACUAUGCCAACAAGCUCUACUGCGACCUAGCAUGUGAGACCAUUCACCCAUGGUUCUGGAGCGAAGAGCUCGGUCCAUACUUCCACAAAGUCGGCUGGCUCAUGCUCGAAGAAGAAGGCAGCAACCUCACAUCACGCAUCAGAGAGACCUUCCUCAGUCGAGGCUCCACUCAAGCAGAAGACAUCGCCCUCAACAAGAUCCCCGAAAAAUUCUCCUGCCUCAAAGGCACCUCCACCGAAGGCUUCCAAUCCUCAUACUUCAACCCCGAAGCAGGCUGGUGUGACGCCGCCGCAGCAACGCACUCCUUCAUGAAAGCAGCCGAACGCAAAGGCGUGCGCCGCAUCACCGGCACCGUAACGGAACUCAUCCACAACCCCUCCACCAACCGUAUCGAAGGCGCCAAAACAUCCGACGGCCGCACCCUGCACGCCGACAAAGUCCUCCUCUGCGCCGGUCCCUGGACCUCCCAAAUCCUCUCCCCAACCGAAGACUCCCUGCACUUCCCGGAAGACCAAACCAUCGAAUCCCAAAUCCAAGCCACCGGCCUCAUCGCCGCCUACUACCACUGCACCCCAUCCGAAACCACCUCCCUCACCACCCUCGGCAACAGCACCCAAAAAACAACCUCCUCCUGCCCCGUGAUCAUCUACGGCGGACUCGGCGAAAUCAUCCCCCCGGGCCCUUCCAACCCCCUCAUGAAAUUCGCCAACUCGAAAUCCGGAAUCCUAAAUUCCAUCCCCAGCAGCAGCAGCAGCAGCAGUCAACGAAAAAUCUCCGUCCCCGCCACCGACCAGUCCACCGUGCCCGAAAUUCUGAAACAAGAAACGCAAAACUUGAUCAGAAAACAACGCGUCCUUCCGCACAUGACGGAGGGAAAAGUCCCCGCGUAUUGGAGAAUCUGCUGGGACGCGCAGUCGACGACGGAAGAUUUUUUAAUCUGUGCACAUCCGGAUGCAAGACUGCAGGGACUUUUUUUAGCGACGGGGGGAAGUUUUCAUUCUUAUAAAUUCCUACCCAUCAUCGGAAAAUACAUUCUCAACACUUUAUUUUCGAUUUCCAACGGGGAAGAAAAGGAUCGGGCGUGGGGAUGGAAGGAGAAGGAGAAUCAGACACGGGUGGAUGUUCAUGAGAAGGGGCUUUUGUCCGUGAAGGGUGUGGAGAAGAGGGAGUUGAGGGAAUUGUUUGAGAUGGAUGAUGGGGGUGGGAAGGAAGUAGGGGCGAGGUUGUGA